AGGAAACGGGGAGGGGCGAGUCGACGUACCUGACACAAGGCACCGGAUAGGAUGGAGACAACGCGACGUCCUCGCGCUGGGGGUCGGCCAGGCUCCCCUAGAACCGCAGUCGCUCCUUCUCCUCAGCGGACAGGUCCGGCAGCAGGUCCAAUAGCGACGGCGCCUUCCAAGCCGCCGCCGAUCCCAUCUCUCCCGGCAACGGCACGGCGGCAGGCGUCCCCGAGGGAGGCGGAGGCGGCGGCGGUGGCAACUGGGCCUUCAAGGGCGAAACGGCCCGGUCCGCCCACAAUUCUAGCCGCUGGGUGGGGUAGAGUACACACCAGCUUCAAACUCCAAGCCCAGCCCAUAAAACCUAUCGGCUUCUAGACCAAGCCACAAUUCGGAAACAACUAACAAAAAUUAUGCAAUUUCGGACAAAAAUAGCCCUCUCUGAUUCACGGCAUCUUCGCCUUCCUCCAUUUCAAAUUUUUGGGUUUUGUCCCCAUUCCCUCCUGGCCUCCUCCCCCAGCAGCUCGACCUCCCUUCGAUUCGCUUCAUCUCCGCUGCCGUUCCGUUCCAUGGCCACCUCCCAGCCCGCACCUCGCGACGCCUCCCCAGCCCGCUGUUGACCGGAUCGGUUCACGCCCCGUCGGCCGCCAGGGAACCCUAGCGCCGCGGAUCCGCCUCUCCGGCGAGAUGCCGGUGAGCCCCAUCGCCGCCGCCUAUGGAGAGCAGGGAUAGCUUCCUUCGGCCCCCAACACCCUACCACGCCGCCGGAGCCAGUGCCGGAAAGGGCACCACUGCCCCUACCGGCGGGGACACGGCCGCCGGCAACCUGACGUCGUCGUCGGGGUCGUCCUCGUCUCUCACGAUCUCCCCUACCGCCUUACUGAGAGAGAUUCAUGCCGCUGUCAAGCGCCAGAGGCCUCCUGGCUCACUUCAGACAAGCUUUCCAAGAGCGACUCGGGUUCUGGUCUCCAGAGCCGAGCGGACAAAUAAAGCUGGACCCAGCACUUCUGAAGUGAAAAAUCGUGAAGGAAAGGUCAUGCAGUCUCAGAGAGGCCUGUUGGGACCCUCCAGGCUUCAAAAUGCCACGCCUGAUCAACAAAAAAUUUCUGGCACGGCUAAAUUGGGAUACUCUACUCCAGAUGAGUUGAUGUUGACGACACCCUCAGUGUUAAAAAAUAGCACAGAUACCUGUGGGCAGAGUGUUGACCAGAACUACCACCAGAAGACUCAGGCUAAUCUGUUGGCUGAUAGGGAGAAGUCAUCUCUGGAAGCUUCAUCUCAAAUUGCAUCUCGCAAUUCAUUGGUGGCGGAAAGUUUUAAGAAAGAACAGUUUAACUCAGUUGUUGAUCCACAGUUAACUUCCCAGAGUGAUAAUGUAGGGAUCACUGUUGAUAGUAGAAUGGACAGUAUGUUGUCUUAUCUGCAUUCUGUUUCAUUGACAGCAGGAGAAAGUAAUCCUGCAGAUCAUGGAGCACAGUAUCACCAGCAGAAGCAUCAGGAGCUUGAAAUUGCUGAUGCAGCUGUCGAUAUGGAGCUGUCGAUAUCACCAGCUGAUGCGCCUAAUUUGUCUCAGAGAGGGAUUGAAGAGGCUCGUAAUCAGAAUCAUGGAGAGCCAAUGACCCGUUGCUCUGCCAUUGGUUCAUCUGUUACUGCUGUAUCAAUACACUCAGGGCCUACUGUCCAAAGUUCACAAGCUCCACAGAGUAGCGGAUAUGCUUCACCAAUGCAGAUGCCAGAAUCUGCUGCAGAAUCAUCUAAAGGUGUAUUGGGCCAUUGUCCUCAAAAGGAGCAUGCAGUUGCGACGGGUGUUGGUGAUUGGAUUCCCCUCGAUCAGCAGGCUCGUGUAGGCAAUGGUGCCACAGACAAAGCUGCUUCCAGUGUUGGCAGUUUGCGAGCUGAAGGCUUACCUGCAAAUGACCAGUCUACAUCUGCCAGGGAUGGUGGUGCUCCCCGACCAAACAAGGGUGAGAAGGAGCGGCACAAAAAGAAUUAUGAUCCUAAUGUGUUCUUUAAGGUGAAUGGGAAACUUUAUCAGAAACUUGGUAAAAUAGGAUCCGGGGGUAGCAGUGAAGUCCACAAAGUUAUAUCAUCAGAUUGCACAAUAUAUGCCAUGAAAAAGAUCAAACUUAGGGGCCGUGACUACCCCACUGCCUAUGGUUUUUGCCAAGAAAUUGAGUAUCUAAAUAAGUUGAAAGGGAAGAGCAAUAUCAUACAGCUGAUUGAUUAUGAGGUCACUGACAAAAGUUUGCUUCUAGAAGGUUCCAUGUCACCCAGGGAUGGAACAAUUAAGGAUGACCACUAUAUUUACAUGGUCCUGGAGUAUGGUGAAAUCGACUUAGCUCAUAUGGUUGCUCAGAAGUGGAAGGAGAGGAACAACUCUAAUAUGAAAAUUGAUGAAAAUUGGCUACGCUUUUAUUGGCAGCAAAUGCUUGAAGCUGUCAAUACAAUACAUGAUGAACGGAUAGUGCACUCUGAUUUGAAGCCUGCCAAUUUUAUGCUUGUAAGGGGCUCGCUUAAACUUAUUGACUUUGGCAUUGCCAAAGCAAUAAUGAAUGAUACAACAAACAUUCGACGUGAUGCUCAGGUAGGGACACUGAACUACAUGUCGCCUGAAGCAUUCAUGUGCGACGAUACCGACUCAGGUGGUAACAUUAUCAAGUGUGGGCGCCCCUCUGAUAUUUGGUCUCUUGGCUGUAUUCUUUAUCAGAUGGUGUAUGGUAAGACACCUUUUGCAAACUACAAGAGUUUUUGGGCCAAAUAUAAAGAAGUGACUGAUAGGAAUCACAAGAUCAUCUAUGAACCAGUUGACAACCCAUGGCUCAUUGAUUUGAUGCAAAGGUGUCUUGCAUGGGACCGGAACGAUCGAUGGAGAAUACCUCAGCUACUUCACCAUCCUUUCCUCAAUCCUCCGGUUCCCAGGGAUGUGCCUCCUGUCAACCAUGAUCCAUGUAGGUUGCUGAUGGAGAGAAUCAGAGUUCACUGGGAUAAUCCAGUGGUUCAAAAACUUCGUAGUGUAAUUGAAAAGCUUGAUGAGGAUCAGUGCUAGGAAGAAGGAAUGAACGUUCAUAAUUGAGUGCUUUACUUUCUGUAUCGCUCUGGUUUUUGUGAGUUGUAGUAGGUAUCUGUUGUAUUUUGUAAAUAGUACCUUCAUCAGUUGGACUCGUGGGAGCAGUUUUUUGGUGGUGCCCUCUGCCCUGGCAUUCUUUGCCCCCUGGUGUUUGGAAGUUGAUGGUGUAACAGGUUUUCAGAAAUGCCAGCUGAGUAAUGUUAAAUUGAAGGUCAAUCUGUUGUCUGUUUAAGGUCCAUUUGUUGUCUGUUGGGUGCAGGAAGCAUCUCCUGGUGUACAUAGUUGAAACAUUAGGUGGUUUGUGACUGUGUUUUCGGUUGCCUUAAUUUGUCACUGGACGGCGAGAACCCUCCAGUUUUGAAGGGCUAAUGGGACUUGUAUCCUUUGUCCUUUUACAGGAUUAGAAUUUUCAUUUGUGCA
Messenger RNA from Setaria italica (foxtail millet), 3475 nucleotides. RefSeq names its product mitogen-activated protein kinase kinase kinase 1. Gene Ontology annotation, biological process: mitotic spindle assembly checkpoint signaling; peptidyl-serine phosphorylation; protein localization to kinetochore. Lineage: Eukaryota; Viridiplantae; Streptophyta; Magnoliopsida; Poales; Poaceae. The record is from RefSeq and is a predicted model, not a curated record. Gene Ontology annotation, cellular component: kinetochore; nucleus; spindle. The transcript is spliced from 6 exons. Gene Ontology annotation, molecular function: protein serine/threonine kinase activity; ATP binding; protein serine/threonine/tyrosine kinase activity. The coding region runs from base 704 to 3034 and encodes 776 amino acids.